Molecule: messenger RNA, 1341 nt
Organism: Candidozyma haemuli
Lineage: Eukaryota; Fungi; Ascomycota; Pichiomycetes; Serinales; Metschnikowiaceae
Gene: RCH1
Product: Rch1p
Exons: 1
Coding region: 1-1341 (446 amino acids)
Cellular component (GO): plasma membrane
Source: RefSeq, a predicted model, not a curated record
AUGCUGUACGAAGAGUUCAAAGCGACAAAGUUUUACAAGUGGACCAAGAAGGUGCUCAAGUUCCUACUAGACCAGUGGUUCUUUGUGCUUUUGGGUGUGUUCGUGUUGCUAGCAUACUUUUUCCCGGAAUUUGCUAAGCAAGGUGGUACCAUUAAAGCCCAGUACUCCAUUGGCUAUGGUGCUGUUGCCGUCAUCUUCUUGGUUUCGGGUCUUUCCAUGACCACCAAGGACUUGUUCUCCAAUAUCUUGCACUGGAGAGCUCACUUUACCGUUCUUUCAUCGUCUUUCCUUAUCACUUCGGCCAUUAUUUACGGCAUUGCAUCAGGAAUUAAGGCAUCUGGCGAUAAUGCCAUUGACGACUGGUUGCUUGUGGGUAUGAUCGUCACACACGCCUGUCCAACGACUGUCUCGUCUAACGUCGUUAUGACAAAAGCUGCAGAUGGUAACCAUGUGUUGACCACCUGUGAAGUGUUUAUUGGAAACGUAUUGGGUGCUUUCAUUACCCCAGCUUUGGUCCAGAUGUACUUGACUGGUACUUGGGACUUUGGUAACCCUACUCACCAGGAGGAAAGACAGACAGUACUGGAUCUUUACGGAAGCGUGAUGAAGCAAAUUGGUCUUUCUGUAUUUGUCCCAUUAUUUGUGGGACAAGUUCUUCAGAACAUCUGGCCGAAGCAAGUGAAAUGGACCCUUACAACCUUUUAUCUUAAUAAGGUUGGAUCCUUCAUGUUGCUUUUGAUUAUGUUCCAAUCCUUCUCCACUGCCUUUGCACAGAAUGCCUUUGAGUCUGUUUCUCAUGCAUCAAUUAUCUUUUUGGUGUUCUUUAACAUUGGAAUUUACCUUUUCUUUACCGUCUUGGUGUUCUUUUACCUGCGACCAUAUUUCCUCGUUAGGAUCUAUGAUCACGAGCCCACUGAACAAGACACCAGGACAUAUACUUGGGGAUAUAAGCUUUUCCGCCCAUUUUAUUAUAACCGUCGUGACACAGUUUCUGUGAUGCUUUGUGGCCCUGCCAAGACGGCUGCUUUGGGUGUGUCCUUGGUUUCUUCACAGUAUGGUGCUCACAACCCAAAGUUGGGUGUUUUGCUCGUGCCAUUGGUGCUUUACCAGGCCGAGCAGGUGCUUACUGCCCAGGUUUUGGUUAAUUUCAUGAAGAAGUGGGUUCACGCUGAGGACAAACCAGCUGAAGAUGAGGAGGCUGUAGGAGCUCCAUCAGAUGAGACGCAGCAGGAUGCUGUCAAGACGAGCGAUAGCGAGACACACUACGGAAGCAUAUCAGAGCAGAAUGAUAACGAGAACAGUGAUGAAGCAGUGGUAAGCACCGCACGGGAGGCUCGGUAA